UAUGGUUUGCUGCGCUCUUCUUGCGCUGCCGUGACUGUAUUCAAUACGUUUGACUAACCCAUUGCUCGUACCGUUAGCCUUUAAAAAGCUAGGAAGGAUCCACACGCACACGCACUCACUGACAAACGGGACGGUGUGAGACAGUAGGUUGACUUCUCUGACUAAGUGGACCAACACAGGAAUCCCAUGAAAUACGCCGUGUCUACUGCAGCCGCGGUGACGGCGGGGGUGGUGCUGGCCACAACAGCCGGGAUCAUCCUAGGUUACUACUACCUGGGCAGGAAGAAGAAGUUUCAAGUCACCUUGCUGGACCCCACAGUCAAAUACCAGCUCAGGCUCAUCGACAAAGAGGUGAUCAGCCACGACACUCGAAAGUUUCGCUUCGCCCUCCCCAGCGUGGAGCACAUCCUGGGCCUGCCCGUGGGGAAGCACGUCUACCUGUCUGCCCGUAUCGAUGGCAACCUGGUGGUGCGCCCAUACACCCCUGUUUCCAGUGACGACGACCAGGGAUUUGUUGACCUGGUGGUCAAGAUUUACUUCCGUGAUGUGCACCCCAAGUUCCCUGAGGGGGGUAAGAUGUCCCAGUACCUGGAGAAUCUGCGUGUUGGAGACGUCAUUGACUUCAGAGGACCCGGGGGACUGCUGGAGUACAAGGGCACUGGCACAUUUGCGUUGCAGACGGAUAAGAAGUCCCCCCCUGAGACGCAAUCUGCCGCCACACUGGGACUCAUCGCCGGGGGAACAGGUAUCACUCCUAUGCUGCAGCUGGUGAGGGCCAUCCUUAAGAACCCCAGUGACCAGACCAGAUGCCACCUGCUAUUUGCCAACCAGACCGAGAAGGACAUUCUGCUUCGGGAUGAGCUGGAGGAGAUUCAAGCCAGGCACCCGGACCGCUUCAAGCUGUGGUUCACUGUGGACCAUGCCCCUGAAGACUGGGAGUACAGUCAGGGCUUCAUCAACGCAGACAUGAUCCAGGAGCACCUGCCCCCCCCCAGCGAUGACUGCAUGGUCCUCAUGUGUGGCCCCCCCCCCAUGAUCCAGUUCGCCUGCAACCCCAACCUGGACAAGCUGGGCUACCGGCAGACACAGCGCUUCUCCUACUAGCACACGCGCUCCAGCCCGCUCAGCCAAUCAAUCGCUCACAGGAUCUCAGCUCAGCCAAUCGCUACACCUGCUGUCUUACGCCCGUCCAAUCAGAGGGCAGUUCUACACGUAUUAGUGCAAUGAUUUGUUAAACUGAAAAUCUGUAAUCGUUACCUUUGAGUGGAGCUGGUUUACCACCACUGCCGUCCCGCUGGCGCCCUCUUCAGGGCCUAAUCUGAAAUGCAUCCCAAAGAUGAUGGCUUAGAGCUCUGGUUUAUAAACAAGCCUCUGUAAGGUUUAAUAAUGACGAGAUUACACUGCCCCCCUUUUGCUGUCCUGCUGGCGCCCUCUUCAGGGCCUAAUCUGAAAUGCAUCCCAAAGAUGAUGGUUUACAGCUCUGGUUUAUGCACAAGCCUCUGUUAGGUUUAACAGAAAGACUGAGCGGAAUAGAGAGGGAUGUCACUGAACUUUACCUACUCUUUGUUCACACUCGGAGCGGUGAGGCCGUCACCAUCCUCUCUGGCUGCCCGGCCAGCAGCACCUUAAAGCUCGUAGAUGCCCACUGAAGUAAUUAAAACACAAAAUGCUGACGCCCACACUGACCACUGCUCGCACCGAGAGACGCUGGCUCACAUAGAAGAUGAAUGAGUUACGGUCGCUAUGACAACCUCGCCGCUCCCUGUGUGAACGAACAGUUACUGUAAUGUAGAACUCAUGUUAGCCCUUCCCGUCCUCAGACAUAACUGUGUCUCUCUACCUUCUCACUCUCUUUGUGUGUGUGUGCGCGUACGUGCGUGUGUCUGUGUACGUGUGUGUGUGUGUGUGUGUGUGUGCGUGCGGCACGAAUGAUCAACCACAGUUCUCCAUCUUCUCCUGGCGGGCCUAAAAUAGGCAAAUCCUUCCCCGCGCUGGAUGUGUUCUAGUGUGGUGUGGUGUGUACCUGCUGGUGUAGUGUGUAUCUGCUGGUGUGGUGUGGUGUGUAUCUGCUGGUGUGGUGUGGUGUGUACCUGCUGGUGUGGUGUUGUCUGGCUUGUGAAGGCGUCUCUGACAGCCCUUCCUCAGACAAUCCUCAACAGAUGCCUUACUGUGUGGCCUCAAUGUUUGUGUGGUCAAACCGAUUAUCAUUUUCACGUCAAUGUGUGCGGGGAAACCUUUUUAUAUGCAUGUUAUGAGUUGUAAUGUGUUUUCUUUGAGUGUGUUUUGAGCUGUAAUGCACUAAUGCUGCCAAGCUAUGUUCAUAUUUCAAUGCACCACAUGCACUGCAGAUGCUUGGAAGAAAAUAAAAGAUCAAAAGGUCGUA
Clupea harengus (Atlantic herring) is the source of this 2383-nucleotide messenger RNA. It is a transcript of the gene cyb5r1, whose product is annotated as cytochrome b5 reductase 1. NCBI's taxonomy places the organism in Eukaryota, Metazoa, Chordata, Actinopteri, Clupeiformes, Clupeidae. Gene Ontology annotation, molecular function: FAD binding; oxidoreductase activity. The record is from RefSeq and is a predicted model, not a curated record. Gene Ontology annotation, cellular component: mitochondrion.